GUCUUCCUUCACAAUCUCGACUCACCGGCAUCUGGAAAUCAUCAGCUCUGUCUCAAAAUCGGGUAGCAGAUAAUGUUGGACAAGUCAUGGGUUAAUCUCUGCAGAACUGAUCCUGCAUAUGAGAAUGGUGCUACGAAAUUUGUUAAUGAGGUUACUGCUGGUUUAGGAGGAUCUGAAAUGGUUAUAUGUCCAUGUUCAGUUUGUCGCAAUGUAGAUCGUGAUUUAGGCAGUGAAGUAGUAUAUCAUCUAGUAACAAGAGGAAUGGAUGAGGAUUAUAAGACACGGAGGGAUUGGUAUCAUCAUGGAGAAGUGAAUUCAGGGGAUGCGGUAGAAAGCAAAGUAAAGCAGUGGAAUGAUGAGGUUUUAGGGUUAUACAGAGCUGCUGAAUACACUACAAGAAAUAUGGAUACAAUGUUGGACAAGACAUGGGUUCAUCUAUGCAGAACUGAUCCUGCUUAUGAGAUUGGUGCUUUGAACUUUGUUCAUGUGGUUACUGCUGCUUUAGGAGGAACUGAUAUGGUAAUAUGCCCAUGUACUGACUGUCGCAAUGUAGAUCGUCAUUUAGGCACAGUAGUAGUUGAUCAUCUAGUAAGAAAGGGUAUGGAUGAGGCUUACAAGACAAGGAGGGAUUGGUAUCAUCAUGGAGAAAUGAUUUCAGGGGAUGCUGUAGACAGAAAUGGUAAUCAGUGGAAUGAAGAGAUUUUAGGGAUAUACAGAGCUGCUGAUUACUUAGAUGAAGAAUUGGCUAAUAGGGGAGAGUUGACAUAUGAUUCCUUCAGCAAGAGUACUUUCACACUUAAAGCAAUGCUCCUUUGGACUAUCAGUGAUUUUCCUGCCUAUGGAAAUCUUGCUGGAUGCAAAGUAAAAGGUAAGAUGGGUUGUCCUUUAUGUGGGAAGAACACUGAUAGUAUGUGGUUGAGUAACUGUAGGAAGCAUGUCUAUAUGUGCCAUCGCAAAGGUCUUUCACCAACUCACAGUUAUAGGGGCAAGAAGACAUGGUUUGAUGGGAAAGCUGAACAUGGAAUCAGAGGUAGGAUAUUAACUGGUCAUAAUAUAUCUGUACUACUUAAAAAUUUCAAAAAUGAUUUUGGGAAUAGGAGAGAAUCUGGGAAGAAGAGAGCUAGGCCUGCUACUGUAGAGUCAGAUGAAGAGGAAGAAGUAGAUAGUGAGUCAGAUGAAGAAGAAGAAGUAAAAACAGAUGAGGAGGAAUUAUCAAGAUGGAAGAAAAGGUCAAUCUUAUUCAAGUUGCCUUAUUGGGAGGACCUGCCAGUAAGACACAAUUUAGAUGUGAUGCAUGUGGAGAGAAACGUCUGUGCAAGCAUUAUUGCUACUCUGUUGCAUUGUGGUAAAUCAAAGGAUGGUUUAAAGACUCGCAAAGAUCUCCAACUACUAGGCAUUAGAAAGGAUUUGCACCCUACAGAAAGAGGUAAAAGAAUCUACCUUCCACCUGAUCCUUGGUCCUUGUCAAAGCAAGAGAAGAAAGUUUUCUGUAAGCGGCUUUAUGACUUCAGAGGUCCGGAUGGCUACUGUUCUAACAUAUCUAGUUGCAUAUCAUUAGAUGAUUGCAAAGUAAUGGGACUCAAAUCACAUGAUUACCAUGUCUUGAUGCAACAGCUUCUCCCAGUUGCAGUUAGAGGUUUACUACCAAAAGGUCCAAGGGUUGCUAUCCUACGCUUAUGCUCAUUUUUUAACCUUCUCUGUCAAAGGGUCAUUGAUAUGGAGCAGAUUACUGUAUUGGAAAAAGAAGUUGUUGAGACUCUGUGUAUGUUUGAGAGGUACAUGAAAGUCUUGAAAGAUUAUGUCAGAAAUCCAGCAAGACCAGAGGGGUGCAUAGCUGAGUCUUAUCUAGCAGAAGAAUGCAUGGAGUUUUGCAAUGCUUUCUUGAGGAAGACUACAAAUGUAGAAGAGAAAGCUGACAGAAACACAGAGUAUGAGAGUAGCUCAAUCUUAGAGGGUCGUCCUAUAUCUGCAGCAACUGCAUUCACUUUUACUGAAAUGGAGAAGAAGAUAGCCCAUCUUGCUGUAAUUCAAAAUACAGCAAUGGUUGAUCCUUAUGUGGAUAUCUACAAGACACUAAUGCCAAAUGCAAACGUGAUGCUACUGUUUUGUGGAAUACCUAUGGACUCAGAUGUGCAUGAAGAUACAUUAAAGUGGUUGGCAUAUGGUCCUAGAAGCAUUGCAAGGUCUUACACUGGUUACAUAGUGAAUGGCCUGAGGUUUCACACAAACUCUGUUGAUAGGCUAAGUCAGAAUAGUGGAGUGUUUUAUGAGGCCACAGCCAUGUGUCGUUCUAGUGCUAAGGACACUUCUCAAGUUGUUGAUUGGGUUUCAUACUAUGGGAGAGUCACUGACAUUAUUCUGGUAGAUUACAAUGUCUUCUAUGUUCCCAUCUUCAGAUGUCAAUGGGCAGUUAGAGGUAAUGGAGUGAAGAUUGAAGAUGGAUUCACACUAGUUAACUUGAAUCAGAGUCAGACAUCUUUUGCAAGGGAUCCAUUCAUAUUAGCGUCUCAAGCAAAGCAAGUAUUUUAUUCUAGGGAAAAUGAUUCAUCUAAUUGGUUUGUUGUGAUGAAAGGUCCUUCUAGAAGAUACAAUGAGGAAACUGAAGAAGAUACAGAUGUUGGACCAUUACCAUCGAUUAUUGAUAUGAAUACUGAAGACUUGAAUGAUGAGUCUCAGAAUGCCCGGAGGGAUUGUGAAGGAAUAUAUAUGGCUCCAAAGAAAAAGGUUUCAAGAAAGAGGAAAACCCCUGUAGAAGAUGUGGAGCCAGAGUAUUUGGGUACUAUUGAACCAGCUUUGGAGAUGAUGGAAGCUGAGACUCAACAAUCACAUGAGGAAGAUAAUGGAGGUGAGGGUGAUGUCUUAGCAGAUAAUGAGAAGCAUCCAACUUCUGAGACUGAUAUUGGAGUGGAAGAAGAUGGUGAGGUACCUACAGUUGAUGCAGAACAAGAAACAGAAGGACAGCACCAAUCUGAAGAGGCUGCAAUUCCAGUUCAGCAGCAGCCAAAGAGACGCAGAGGACCAACAAAGAUGAAAGACAUCGCCAAGGAUCCAAACUCAAGAAUAAAAGUUGAUUUUACUGACCUAGCAGAACCUUGUGGACCAGGGUCAGUUAAGUUAUCAUCAUACAUAGGUUCUUUAGUAAGAGAACAUGUUCCUAUUAUAAUUGAAGACUGGAGGAAGAUUGGGGAAGAGCGCAAAACUGUUUUGUGGAAGUCUGUUCAGGCAAGAUUUGAACUUGAUGGAGAGUAUGAAAAGGCUGCUGUUAUCAAACAUAUGGGUUGCCUGUGGAGAGCUUACAAAUCAAGGAUGGUACAGAAUGUGAUUAAAGCAAACAACAACGCAGAUAGGAUGAAGCUACGACCAAAGAAUGUUCCUAUUGGGGAAUGGCGAAAGUUUGUCAAGCUAAAAACUAGUCCUGAAUUUCAGGCUGUGAGUGAUGAAUACAAGGAGAGAAGACGUAAUCAGAUUCCUCACACUUGCAGCCGUAAAGGAAUGGUUAGGCUUGCAAAAGAAUUGAAAAAAGAAUGCUCAGAACCAUCAGAAGUCACAAGACUGAAAGUUUGGGUGAAGUCUCGAACCAAAAAGGAUGGUACAGCAGUCAAUACUAAGGCAGCUGAGAAAAUUAGGAAGGCAAAUGAGCUUGCUGCAUCUGGAGAUCCCUCAUCCACAUCAUCAAAUCCAAAAGACGACCUACUUUCUCAGGUAUUAGGACCUGAUAAUCCAGGCAGACUGAGAGCUAUGGGUAGAGGAAUGAGUGUGAGUAAACUGGCUUGUUUCCAAGUCAAGAACAAGCAUAUGGCUGAUAUGCAACAAAACCAAUCCCAACUACAGAAACAGGUUCAAGACUUGCAAGAAGCACUUGCUAAAAUGAAUUACCAGAGAGAAACUGAACCUGAAAUAGGUGAAAACUCUGCUCCAACAAGUGUGAAAAAUAGAUCUAAACCUAAGUGUGUGUUGCAUGAUUGGUCUGGUACUGAUGACAAAGUUGCUGAGGGACUUAUCCUGUCUUCUGAUCGUGGUGACUUCGUCGACGACACACCUUUAGGACCUGGAGCUUAUAAGGUAUUGGUUGAAACUGCUAUUAAAUCAGAUGCAUGGCUGUGGAGACCCACACAGAAGAUAUUUACUAUUGGAGAAGCAGUUGGAACAGUGAUUGCAUGGUCCCAGAACUAUUGUGUUGUCUAUGAUGAUGUGUUACCAGAUGAUAGUGUACCUAAGAGUCCAAGUGCAGAUUCUACCAACUUAUGCAAGCUACUAGACUGGGGUAAAAAUGAUGAAGAAGUUGUUGCAGAAGGUCGUUGGCAAAGUAAAGCCAGAGAGGCAUUGGUUAAUGGACUUCCCAUUGGACCAGGAGCUGUUAAAAUUUUCAUUGAUGCAGUGGUAGAACCUGAAACAUUUCUUUGGAGACCCACUCCACAACUGUCAACACUGGAUGAUUGUUUAAAGUCUUUUGUGGCUUGGCCUGUCCACAGAGUUAUCUUCUAUGGAGUAAACACUGACACACCCGCAGGUUCAUUAUCUUCUCUUCAACAAUCUGCAUCAACCCCUUCAGCUCCUAUUAAGAAAACACAGGUUCAGUCACAAUCCUCCUCACAGGCCCCUACUCUGAAGUCUCAGAAAAGCAUGCCUGCAGUAGUAGUUGGCAAGGAAAAUCAGAAGUGCAUGUUGAUGGAUAUAACAGGAUUGAACAGGGUAGUUGCUGAAGGACGUUGGUCUUCAAAUGAUCCUGACCUGAAAAUUCACUUUGUUCCUCUGGGCCAUAACGGAGUCCGCGUCUGGGUAGAUAUAGUCAAGGUGGAUGAUGCAGCGGUUUGGAGGCCUUCUUCUGCGGUUGAGUGUAUGGAAGAUGCGUUAGUCUUUAGACUUGAGACUUGGUACUUUAACAGAUGUGAUUUCCCUGCCUAUGGGAAUCUUGCUGGAUGCAGAGUUAAAGGUAAGAUGGGUUGUCCUUUAUGUGGGAAAAGCACUGACAGUAUGUGGUUGCGUAAUUGUAGGAAGCAUGUAUAUAUGUGCCAUCGCAAGAGUCUGCCACCAAAUCAUAGAAAUGAUUUUGGGAAUAGGAAAGAGACUGGGAAGAAGAGAUCUAGGACUGAACAUGUAAUUGAGACAGUCUCAAGUGAUGAGAGUGAUGACAGUGAAUCAGAUGAAGAGGAAGAAGGUGAAAAAGACGAUGAAGAGUUAUCAAGGUGGAAGAAAAGGUCAAUCUUUUUCAAGUUAUCAUAUUGGGAGGACCUGCCAGUCAGACACAAUUUGGAUGUCAUGCAUGUUGAGAGAAAUGUCUGUGCAACUAUUGUUGCCACUCUGUUACACUGUGGGAAAUCAAAGGAUGGUUUAAAGACCCGGAAAGAUCUACAACUUCUAGGCAUUAGAAAGGAUUUGCACCCUGCUGAAAGAGGUAAAAGAACCUACCUUCCACCUGCACCUUGGUCUUUGUCAAAAUCUGAGAAGAAAACAUUCUCUUUCCUCGUUUACGUCAGUCCAAAAUCUUCUGGUCCAUGUGACAAUGAGAUGGAGAAACUGGUGUUUUAUCUAGCUAAGCUGGGACUUAUGCAGUAUCCCGUAGUUGUCUUAAACCGUCCACCGAUUAUUGGAGGAGCGUUACUUCAGAUCACCGAAGAAGAAGAACAACAACAAGGUUCCGAUAUGGCGUCGUCUAGAAUCUCUGAUCUUCUUCAUCAAGGCGGAAUCGCAGGUGAAAUUAUACCGAAGAAUGUUGCAGGACAUGGAAGCCAAAACCGAAAAGUUCUUAUCACUGGUCGUGAAGUUGAUAAUCAAAUUCUUAUCAGUUCUCUUAAAAAGAAGCACAAAGAUCUUUGCAUGUGGAUGGUGAAGUCCCCUGGUGGACCUUCCGUUAAGUUCUUGGUUAAUGCUGGUAAUGUCUCCAGCUUCUCUUAUUUGGUUUCAACAUAAGUGACACGAGCUGAUGGAUCUAAUCAUAUGUUGGGUAAUAAUGGGUUUAUCAAUUUGUAUCGUCUCUGAGCUGUGUCUUUGUGUUUUUGUGGUGUUCACACAAUGGAGGAGCUGAAACUCACUGGAAAUCAUCUGAAAGGUUCUCUGAUUCGUCUCUGAGUUUAUUAAAGAGAUGUUAACUCA
Molecule: messenger RNA, 6093 nt
Organism: Arabidopsis arenosa
Lineage: Eukaryota; Viridiplantae; Streptophyta; Magnoliopsida; Brassicales; Brassicaceae
Source: the annotation of a GenBank genome assembly